Molecule: messenger RNA, 860 nt
Organism: Catharus ustulatus (Swainson's thrush)
Lineage: Eukaryota; Metazoa; Chordata; Aves; Passeriformes; Turdidae
Gene: TESPA1
Product: thymocyte expressed, positive selection associated 1
Exons: 4
Molecular function (GO): signaling receptor binding
Source: RefSeq, a predicted model, not a curated record
CCUCUGGUGUCACCUCCAGUGUCCCCUCCCCACUCAGGGCUCAGCGUUACCGGCACCUCAGCCUUGGGGACAGCAUGGCCUCCAGUGUCCCCUCCGAUGUCACCUCCGAUGUCACCUCCAGCUCCAGCCUGUCGCACGUGCUGUCACAGUGGCAGUCGGACCCCGAGGCCAUCCUGCUCAGCCUGGGCUUUGCGGGGCCCGACCCGGGGGUCUCUGCCCGGGUCCCCCCGCGCUUCUUCUCGUGCCCGUCCCGGGCGAGCGGCAUCGACCUGGGGCUGUUCCUGCGGGCCCAGGAGAGGCGACAGCGCAUGGAGGACACGAGCCUGCAGCUGGCCAGUCGCUUCCAGCAGUUCCAGGCCUUGGCCGCCACCGCCGACGCUUUUUUCUGCCUCUACUCGCACGUAUCGCGGAUCCCCCUGCAGCGCAUCGCCGCCCCCCGGCCCUAUCGCGACAUCCCCGACAGUGUCGAGCCGCGCCUGAAGCGCGCGGUGACCUCGCUGUGCCUCUACACGGGGAGGGGACACGGCGACAUCCCCGGGGGGGGGACAUGGGGGGUCACCCCCAACACCCCGGGGGUCGGGGGGCUUCGGAAGGAUCGCGACACGAGGCGAUUGUCGGCGACAUGGGACGCUGUCGGGACAGCGUGGGGACACCCGGAGCGCUGCUGUCCCCAUAUCCGGGGGGGUGGCGGGGCCGGAGGGGACACGAGGGACACGCGGGGGGUUGGGGACACCCCCGAGAGCCCCCGGGGUCACCCAGGAGGGACCCCCGGGACGGUCCCCAAAAAUCCGGAGCGGAGAGGAGAGGAGGAGAGAGCGGGGAUGGAGGAGGUGUUGAGUGAGGAGGAUGAUGAUGAUGAU